Molecule: messenger RNA, 3494 nt
Organism: Pygoscelis adeliae (Adelie penguin)
Lineage: Eukaryota; Metazoa; Chordata; Aves; Sphenisciformes; Spheniscidae
Gene: UAP1L1
Product: UDP-N-acetylglucosamine pyrophosphorylase 1 like 1
Exons: 8
Coding region: 1-1290 (429 amino acids)
Biological process (GO): UDP-N-acetylglucosamine biosynthetic process
Molecular function (GO): UDP-N-acetylglucosamine diphosphorylase activity
Source: RefSeq, a predicted model, not a curated record
AUGUUGAUUGCUUUUGUGAUUCUUAUGUUCCCUUGGGCUUCUUUCUUCUGUUCAGGCUUGCAUCAGAUCUCGCAGAACAAGGUGGCAGUGCUGCUCCUGGCUGGAGGACAAGGAACUCGCCUGGGAGUGAGCUAUCCCAAGGGCAUGUACAAUGUGGGGUUGCCCAGUGGCAAGACUUUGUAUCAGAUCCAAGCAGAAAGAAUCCGCAAAGUGGAGCAGCUCGCUGGCCAGAGACACCACUGCAAGUGUGACAUCCCAUGGUACAUCAUGACAAGCGAGUUCACGCUGGGACCGACAGAGGAGUUCUUUGUAGAACAUGACUACUUCAACCUGGAUAGAUCCAAUGUGGUCAUGUUUGAACAGAGAAUGCUGCCUGCUGUCACCUUUGAUGGGAAGGCCAUCUUGGAGGAGAAGGGGAAAAUUGCUAUGGCUCCAGAUGGCAAUGGUGGCUUAUACCGUGCUUUGGUGGAUAAUAAGAUCUUGGACGACAUGAAGCAGCGUGGAAUCCAGUAUGUCCAUGUAUACUGUGUGGACAAUAUCCUCGUGAAAAUGGCAGAUCCAGUCUUCAUAGGCUUCUGUGUUUCCAAAGGGGCAGACUGCGGUGCAAAGGUGGUGGAGAAGGCCUACCCCACAGAGCCUGUUGGGGUGGUGUGCUGUGUGGAUGGGGUCUACCAGGUGGUGGAGUACAGUGAGAUCAGCCUGGAGACUGCACAGCAGCAAAGCCCCGAUGGGGGACUGAUGUACAGCACCGGCAGUAUCUGCAACCAUUUCUUCACAGUUGAGUUCCUGGAGAUGGUGGCCCAGAAAUAUGAGCCGCAGCUGAGGCAUCAUGUAGCCAUAAAGAAGGUGCCCUACAUUGACGAGGAGGGAAAUCUGGUAAAACCGCUAAAACCGAACGGGAUAAAGCUGGAGAAGUUUGUGUUUGAUGUGUUCCAGUUCUCUAAGAAUUUUGUGGCAUUUGAAGUUUUGAGAGAAGAGGAGUUCUCGCCACUAAAAAACGCAGACACAGCUGACAAAGACACUCCUACCACUGCUCGGCAAGCCCUCCUGGCCCAGCACUACCGCUGGGCUCUCAAGGCUGGGGCCAGAUUUCUGGAUGAAAAUGGCUGCAGGAUACCGGAGAAACUCAGCCUCUCAGGAACUGAAGAUCCUCCGGCUGUGUGUGAGAUUUCUCCGUUAGUCUCUGUUUUCAUACGUUCUCAGGGUCUGGAGGCGUACAUGAAGAACAGAGACUUCCCUUCUCCCUUUGUACUCGAUGAAAACAAAGGGGAAAUGCUAGGAAAUCCUUGAAGAGGAGGGAGGCCUUUCCCGCUCAAAUCAGAUAUCUGUCAGAUCCAUUAUAAGAACUGACUUUGCUCAAAUGUCAGUAUGAAGUGCAUUAAAAAAAAUUGCUUUGCAGUAUCAGAUCAAUGCCAAAUCCUUGCAGCAGUUCUGUUUACACACACGUACGUGCUCACCAGUUCUGUUUGGUGACUUCGAAGGCUUUGCCUUUUACCUCAGUCUGUUUUGUAGACUUGGAUGUGAAUGAAGAUUAAUACCUUCUGGGUACCAAACAGAUUUUAUAUUUCUUAUUUGCUGUGCAUACAAAUCUAUAAAAGAGCCAGGCAGGGCCUAAUAGAUCAGCUUUGCAUUCAAGAAGAUUAAAUCUCUUCAGUGCCUUGUUAGGUACCUUGUUUGUGGUGGUGGGGUUGGGGGUUUUUGUUGUUGUUCGUUUGUUUUUGUUUUUAAAUUGUAUGCACAGCUGAAGAAUCAGUUUGAUCCAUCUUUUCCCUAAUCCUGUGCUGGUUAGAAGAUCCAAGAUCUAAUCCAAUUCAGCAAUUGCAUCCUCUAACCAGAUCAUACAGAGGAGGCUGCUGUGCAUAAGUGUUGCUUGAGGUUUGGACUCCAAAGCAGAACGGACUAGUUUGCAUAUCUAGGCUCGCUGGUGCCAUUCCAAGAAACCAUAAGUAACUAUGCAGUUUAGACUGAUUGCUCUUUACAGCUGUAGUGAUCUGGUUUUUUUUAAUUAAAAAAAAGAAAAAGAUGAUGAGAAAUUUUUUCACAACCCUCCACUCUUCCUGUCUAUAACAAACAUUUAUUUUACUUUUCAUUUUUCUGUUUAAUGUAUACCAUAUCCCGCAAAGAGGACUCUUUUAAAGUACCUGAAAGUAAUGAGAGGAACAAAUCCUGAUGGUAGAAUUUAAUGCUUAACCAAAACCAAAAAAAGACUUAAUGCCAGCAUAACCGGUGUACACAGUAAAACACAACCCUCUGCUUCUACAGUUUCUGGUCAGGUAGUUUUCCAGCAUGUAUUCACUUACGAAAUAAUUUUAUAGAUGCCUUCUUCUUAAAUAUAUUACUAACCAUAAUGUAAAGAUAAGUGUCAGCUAAUUAAGGAUGCUAAUUGCCAGAACAUACGUAGCAUGUGACCUCAGCCCUGGCCGAGGGAUCCCAGGGUGGCCGCGAUCCACAAACGAUUGUUCCUGUUCAGCCUUUGGAUGCUGCCCCAGCAAGCUCGUGCCAGGUGGGCACUGCCUGCUGCAGAACCUGCGCUGAACACACCAAAGUUGUUUAACCCUUCGUGAGGAUGCUUCAGGUGCACUGCUGGGUGGCCUUUGCUUGAGGAGCACUCUUAACUUUUCCCCUAAAUCAGGUGUUAAGGAAGGUGGUGAGGAAGAUGCCUCAUCUGGAAUCUUAUUUCAUGCAUCUGCUUCUGCUGAGGAAUAGCUGAGGCUAUUUUAUGGAGCAUAAAUCUUUUAAAUAACUUACGCGGCUUUCUGUAAUUCCUGACGUGAAGCUGUAUUCAGAAUGUUGGGGAAGUAUAAAAAAGGCUUUGAGAGUAAACACAGUUUGUAAGUAGGCUCAAAGAAAGCAUCUAAAUCUCAAUGGCAGAGUUUUCAGGUAUAAAGUGUAUCUGCAUGCACGUAAGUAACGAGCCUUUUGCACAUGCAAACCAGCUAAUGACAGUUCUGCUUACCUCAGUUUGCAUGCGCAGCCAUUAAUUCCCAUUUUUAGUAUAAAUUGAGCAUUUGUCCUUGACACUCAGUUCUGUAAUUUUUUUCACACAGUGUUUCUAUGGGUCAUUCCAUUCCUGUCAGACAAGUUUUAUACCUGAGAACAAAUUGUGUUGUAUCUUUGUGAGUAUUGCUUGUCGAUUCAGGCACACGCUCAUUUUAAAUUGCACUGUGCUAUAAAGAAAGGAUAUUUCUUUUGCUCUUUCUAAAGUGCUUUCUCUUUUGAAACUUCAGUUCCCGUGUGCUUUAAUCAUGUGUACACUGAGUUGCUGAUGUGGUUUUUAGAGGUUGUUUUCAAGGAGCUGAAUUAGAAUGCUAAAUGCCUUGUCUGUUGGGUUUUUUCUGACUCCUCACGUUUUAAACUGGAACAUAGAAACAAUUUUGAGAGAACUUUAAAAAAAUAAAUCUAUAUGUAACAAAGUAAUUCUAGUAUGCGUUAUGAAAUGAAAAAAGUACCUGAAACAAAGGGUGGUCCCGUAGCACUCCAGAAACUUUUGGAUA